AUGGGUUACACUGAUCUGGACCAGUUGGCUAUCAACACCAUCCGUGUUCUCGCGGUUGAUGCCACCUCCAAGGCUAACUCCGGUCACCCCGGUGCCCCUAUGGGUAUGGCCCCCGUGGCCCACGUUCUGUUCAACAAGUUCAUGAACUUCAACCCCAAGAACCCUGACUGGGCCAACCGUGAUCGUUUCGUUCUCUCCAACGGACACGGCUGCAUGCUCCAGUAUGCUCUGCUUCACCUCUUCGGAUACGAGCUGUCAAUGGAUGACCUGAAGAACUUCCGUCCCCACCCCGGCCACCCCGAGGCUCACGACACCCCCGGUGUUGAGGUCACCACUGGUCCUCUUGGCCAGGGUUUCGCCAACGCUGUUGGUCUCGCCAUGGCUCAGGCUCACUCCGGUGGUGUCUACAACAAGCCCGGCUUCGAGCUUUUCAACAACUACACCUACAUGUUCUUCGGUGAUGGUUGCGCUAUGGAGGGUAUUGCCAGCGAGGCUGCCUCUAUGGCCGGUCACCUUAAGCUUGGCAACCUGAUUGCCAUCUACGAUGACAACCACAUCUCCAUUGACGGUGACACCAAGUGUGCCUUCACUGAGGAUGUCAUGAAGCGCUUCGAGGCUUACGGCUGGCACACCGAGUGGGUCAAGGAUGGCGACAACGACCUCGCGGGUAUCGAGGCUGCCAUCCGCAAGUGUCAGCAGGUUACUGACAAGCCCUCCGUCAUCAAGCUGACCACCACUAUUGGUUUCGGCUCCAAGCUUGCCGGUACCGGUGGUGUCCACGGCAACCCCCUCAAGGCCGACGAUGCCCAGAGUGUUAAGAAGCUCUUCGGCUUCAACCCCGAGGAGAGCUUCGCUGUUCCCCAGCAGGUUUACGAUAUGUACCACCAGCACGCCGCUGAGGGUGCCGCCAAGGAGCAGGAGUGGAACCAGCUCUUCCAGAAGUACCAGGCUGAGCACAAGACCGAGGGUGCUGACCUCGCUCGCCGUCUUCCGGCAAGCUGCCCGAGGGCUGGGAGAAGAAGCUCCCCGUCUACAAGCCCACUGAUGCUGCCAUCGCUUCCCAACGCCGUUGACUUCCAGCCCCCUGACCUUGGCAUUGGCGAGUGGGCCGGUCGCUACAUCCGCUACGGUGUGCGUGAGCACGCCAUGGCUGCCGUCAUGAACGGUCUCGCUGCCUACGGCACCAUCAUCCCCGCCGGUGGUACUUUCCUGAACUUCGUCUCAUACGCCGCCGGUGCCCUCCGCCUGUCGGCCCUGUCCCGCGUCCGUGUCAUCCACAUCGCUACCCACGACUCCAUCGGUCUGGGUGAGGACGGCCCCACUCACCAGCCUAUUGAGACUCUGGCUCACUUCCGUGCCCUCCCCAACUGCAUGGUCUGGCGUCCCGCUGAUGGCAACGAGACCAGCGCUGCCUACUACUCCGCCAUCACCUCCAAGCACACUCCUACCGUCAUGGCUCUCACCCGCCAGAACCUGCCCCAACUUGAGCUCUCCACCAUUGAGAGCGCCCUGAAGGGUGGCUACGUCGCUGUCGACACCCCUAACGCUGCCGUCACCAUCGUCUCCACUGGUUCUGAGGUCAGCAUCGCCAUUGACGCUGCUACCUACCUCCAGGAGAAGCACGGUGUCGCCGCCCGUGUUGUGUCCAUUCCUUGCUUCGAGGUCUUCGAUGCUCAGUCCAAGGAGUACCGUCUCCAGGUCCUGCCCGAUGGCAUUCCCGUGCUGUCCGUCGAGGCCUGCUCCACUAUGGGUUGGGAGCGCUACUCGCACGAGCAGUUCGGUCUCAACCGCUUCGGUGCUUCCGGUCCCUACAAGCAGGUGUACGCCAAAUUUGAGUUCACCCCCGAGGGCAUCAGCAAGCGUGCUCUUGCCACCAUCGACUUCUACAAGGGCGUCCCCGUGCGCUCGCCCAUUAACCGUGCUUUCCAGCAGAUCCUGGGAGCUAUGGCCCUCUAG
Molecule: messenger RNA, 1956 nt
Organism: Penicillium mononematosum
Lineage: Eukaryota; Fungi; Ascomycota; Eurotiomycetes; Eurotiales; Aspergillaceae
Gene: tktA
Product: transketolase tktA
Exons: 8
Coding region: 1-1956 (651 amino acids)
Biological process (GO): pentose-phosphate shunt
Cellular component (GO): cytosol
Molecular function (GO): transketolase activity
Source: RefSeq, a predicted model, not a curated record